AUGUGCAUGCAAGCUGCGCCUGUGUUACACUCACUUGGGCAUUUGCUUUUUCGUCAUCAAGCCGGCAAGCCGCGUACCCCCAAAGCACCAAGCACACAAUACGCCACUCCGUUGUCAUCCUUCUCGAGUUCCGCUGCCCUCUUCGCGGGAGUUGAAUCACUUGCCGCCACGUCACAUGAUCAGCCUGGAACCUCGCAGCUUGUGCUACUAGAUGAAGUUUGCACGUUCGGGUCCAGCGAGAAGGCUGGCAAGCUGUUCCUGAGGGCCCACAAAGGCGCUGAUGAAGACGACGAAGCGCGGACAAUCAACAUGAAAAUUCUCGACGAUAUGAUGAGCAGUGCAGUCCUACGUGACGAUUCUUUCUGGAAGUGGGUAAGAAAACUGAAAUUGACGGACGAACAAGUCUACAAUGCGCUGGACGUCGACAACCUACCCACGUACAGGAGAAUCUUCCAGGAAUAUCAGAAGUACCUCGAACGAGUCGCUCCGCAUCUGCUCACGAAGUAG
Messenger RNA from Phytophthora sojae, 507 nucleotides. RefSeq lists its product as hypothetical. The record is from RefSeq and is a predicted model, not a curated record. The transcript has a single exon. NCBI's taxonomy places the organism in Eukaryota, Oomycota, Peronosporomycetes, Peronosporales, Peronosporaceae. Bases 1 to 507 code for a protein of 168 amino acids.